AUGGACUCAUCUGCGGUACUAUUCGCCGUGACCAUAGUCAUAGGGUUUAUAUUCCUCAGAUGGUUAAUAUCCCCAAUUCCAGAAACCAAUGAUUUCAAUAUAGACACAUCUGCCUUGUCGAAAGAACAAGAUGGAGAAGGCACAUCCUCUUCAUCAACUAGUGAAGGUACAUCAGCAAAAAGUCGGAACAGAAGACAAGUUACUGAUUCAAUGAUUGAAGUCGUACAGACUAUUGCUCCAAGGUUGACAGUGGAGCAAAUUCGUUUUGAUUUAGAAAAGACUGGAUCGGUUGAGGUAACGGUUGAUAAUUAUAUGCAAAAUGGAGAUUUACCACAUCCUCCGAAAUAG
Lodderomyces orthopsilosis Co 90-125 is the source of this 348-nucleotide messenger RNA. RefSeq lists its product as uncharacterized. Lineage: Eukaryota; Fungi; Ascomycota; Pichiomycetes; Serinales; Debaryomycetaceae. Gene Ontology annotation, molecular function: ubiquitin binding. The transcript has a single exon. The coding region runs from base 1 to 348 and encodes 115 amino acids. The record is from RefSeq and is a predicted model, not a curated record.